Molecule: messenger RNA, 732 nt
Organism: Knipowitschia caucasica
Lineage: Eukaryota; Metazoa; Chordata; Actinopteri; Gobiiformes; Gobiidae
Source: the annotation of a GenBank genome assembly
AUGGUCCUCACGGUCCACAUACGACACAUGGUCCUCACGGUCCACAUACGACACAUGGUCCUCACGGUCCACAUAGGACACAUGGUCCUCACGGUCCACAUAGAACACACGAUCCUCACGGUCCACAUAGGAAACACGGUCCACUCAGGAAACACGGUCCUCACGGUCCACAUAGGACACACGGUCCUCACGGUCCACAUAGGACACACGGUCCUCACGGUCCACAUAGUCCUCACGGUCCACACAGGAAACAUGGUCCUCCGGCCUCCCUCCCCAGGCUGCUCCUCCCACAGCCUCCCUCCCCAGGCUGCUCCUCCCACAGCCUCCCUCCCCAGGCUGCUCCUCCCACAGCCUCCCUCCCCAGGCUGCUCCUCCCACAGCCUCCCUCACCCCUCCCCACAGCCUCCUCCCUCCCCAGGCUGCUCCUCCCACAGCCUCCCUCCCCCCUCCCCUCUGCCUCCCUCACCCCUCCCCUCUGCCUCCCUCUCUCUCCCUCCCUCUCUCUCCCUCCCCAGGCUGCUCCUCCCACAGCCUCCCUCCCCCUCCCCUCUGCCUCCCUCACCCCUCCCCUCUGCCUCCCUCCCCCCUCCCCACAGCCUCCCUCACCCCUCCCCUCUGCCUCCCUCACCCCUCCCCUCUGCCUCCCUCCCCCCUCCCCUCUGCCUCCCUCUCCCUCCCUCCCUCUCCCUCCCUCCCCCUUCUGUCUCCACUCUGUCAGAUGAAGCAGCCUGA